UGAUUACAUUGAGAGCAGAACGUUUGUCCUCCCGAACCCACCCACAAUGUCUUGUAGGCUAGCAGCAGAAGGCGGAGUUCGUUUCUAUUUGCAGUCCCUUCGCUACUGGUAGUAGGCUACUAGAGAAACUUCACUUGAUGACAUGGCAGCCCAGUGUGUGACAAAGGUGGAGCUGAUUGUGUCUUGUGAGAAUCUGCUGGACCGCGAUGUCAUCUCAAAGUCUGACCCUCUGUGUGUACUUCUAAUGAACAUCUCUGAGUCCCAGUGGUAUGAGGUUGGGCGCACAGAAAAAAUACAGAACUGCCUCGCGCCGAAGUUUGCAAAGAAGUUUGUGAUUGACUACUACUUUGAACAAGUGCAGAAAUUGAAGUUUGGAAUCUAUGACAUUGAUAAUCAAACAAUCGAUCUAAGCGAUGAUGAUUUCCUUGGAGAACUUGAGUGCACCUUGGGGCAGGUUGUGUCAAACAGGAAACUGAGACGACCACUUGUGAUGAAGAACAAAAGAACUGCAGGAAAAGGAACUAUUACAAUCAGUGCUGAAGAAAUAAAAGACAACCGAGUAGCACAUUUUGAGGUGGAAGCCAGGAAACUGGACAACAAGGAUUUCUUUGGGAAAUCUGACCCAUACCUUGAGUUCUUCAAGCAAACAGAAACUGGAUGGCAGCUGGCACAUAGAACAGAGGUAGUAAAGAACAACCUGAACCCAACCUGGAGACCCUUCACAAUCCCUGUGCAGUCACUUUGUGGAGGAGACAUGGACAAAGCUAUAAAGGUAGAAUGCUACGAUUAUGAUAAUGACGGAUCCCAUGACCUCAUUGGAAUCUUUGAGACCAACAUGACCCUUCUGCAAAAGGCUUCACGCACUUCACCGGCUGAGUUUGAAUGCAUCAACAGAAAGAAAAAAGAGAAGAAAAAGAACUACAAAAACUCUGGGGUUGUGAGUGUGAAAUUAUGCCAGGUUGUGAAGGAGUAUUCAUUUCUGGACUACAUCAUGGGGGGCUGUCAAAUUAACUUUACUGUGGGAAUAGACUUCACAGGGUCCAAUGGUGAUCCCAAGACCCCACAGUCUCUGCACUACAUCAGCCCUCAGGGCUACAAUGAGUACUUGUCUGCCAUAUGGAGCGUUGGUCAGGUUAUUCAAGACUACGACAGUGAUAAGAUGUUCCCUGCCUUUGGCUUUGGAGCCCAGAUUCCACCUACCUGGCAGUGUUCCCAUGAAUUUCCUCUCAACUUCAACCCUGCAAAUCCAUUUUGCACAGGGAUUGAGGGGGUGGUGGAGGCCUACAGGAUGUGUCUGCCCCAGGUGAAGCUUUAUGGUCCAACUAACUUCUCUCCAAUAAUCAACCAUGUGGCUCGAUUUGCUCUGCAGGCAGCUCAGCAGAAGACUGCCUCUCAAUACUUUGUUCUUCUUAUAAUCACGGACGGCGUGAUCACAGAUCUAGAUGAGACACGCAGUGCCAUAGUAAACGCCUCCCGACUGCCUAUGUCCAUUAUCAUCAUCGGUGUGGGUGGGGCAGAUUUCAGUGCCAUGGAGCUCUUGGAUGGCGAUGAUGGGUGUCUGAAGUCGCAGACAGGGGAACCAGCCCUGAGAGAUAUUGUCCAGUUUGUUCCCUUCAGAAAGUUUCUGAACUCUCCCAAGGAAGCGCUGUCCCAGAGUGUUCUCGCUGAGGUUCCUGGUCAAGUAGUGUCUUAUUUUAAUAUGUCCAAACUAAUUCCACCCAACACCAACACUCACCAAAAUCCAGCAGCUGCAACCUAAGUUACUACACAUGCCUUGAAGAGGAGAAGAAUCUGCUCUCACCCUUUUAUCCAUGUAGACCUUAAACUACAAUCAGUAAAAAAAAAAGUGAAGUAGUAGAAGAUAUACAACAUCCUUUGGUGUUCCAUUCCACCUCUACAGCUUCAGAACUCCAUCCAGAAAUCAACCCCAAGGUUCUACUUUUCCAUCUAUAGUUCUUUGAUUACGUCAUACUUAUAUGUUAUUAGUUAUUUCAGGGAAGUAUAUAGAUAAGGAUCAUACCAGUUCAGGAGGUACUAUUCUGAUGAAUUUAGGAUUUGUCAUUUGCAUUUAAAAUGGUGGGCUGUGCUUAACGGCUUAGGUUUAAUUGAUUUCAUAAGACUUAACUAAACAAAAAUGACCGACGGAGUGCCUUUUGGAACAGGUUUGGACCAAAAUCUGUAUCCAACAUGCAUGUUUACACCCUAUGAAAAUAUAUCAUGGGUUAUGCACAACAUAAAUGCUACAGUUUACAAAAACGAUUUGCAUAUACAUAUAUAAUAUAUUGCUGGUUUGUUUUUUAACACAGUUCUUGACAAUUUAUUGCACAGGUACAAUGUUUUUUUUUUUUUUAUCCCCUGCUUAUUUUGUACGUUUGCCCACUGACAAAGAAAUGAUCAGUCUAUAAUUUUAAUGGUAGGUUUAUUUGAAUAUGGAGACAGAAUUUUUUUAAAUGCAUGUAAAAUUUGUUAUUAAUUGAUUUGCAUUUUAAUGUGGGAAAUAAGUAUUUGACCCCCUCUCAAUCAGAAAGAUUUCUGGCUCCCAGGUGUCUUUUAUACAGGUAACAAACUGACUUUAGGAGCACCCCCGUUAAGAGUGUGCUCCUAAUCUCAGCUCUUCACCUGUAUAAAAGACACUUGUCCACAGAAGCAAUCAACAAAUUGCAAACUCUCCACCAUGGCCAAGACCAAAGAGCUGUCCAAGGAUGUCAGGGACAAGAUUGUAGACCUACACAAGGCUGGAAUGGGCUACAAGACCAUCGCCAAGCAGCUUGGUGAUAAGGUGACAACAGUUUGUGCUAUUAUUCGCAAAUGGAAUAAACACAAAAGAACUGUCAAUCUCCCUAGGUCUGGGGCUCCAUGCAAGAUUUCACCUCAAGGAGUUGCAAUGAUUAUGAGAACGGUGAGGAAUCAGCCCAGAACUACACGGGAGGAUCUUGUCAAUUGGUAACACACUACGCCGUGUAGGACUGAAAUCCUGCAGCGCCCGCAAGGUCCCCCUGCUCAAGGAAGCACAUGUACAGGCCCGUCUGAAGUUUUCCAAUGAACAUCUAAAUAAUUCAGAGUGGUGAUUUCACUGGGUGAAAGUGUUGUGGUCAGAUGAGACCAAAAUCGAGCUCUUUGGCAUUAACUCAACUCGCCGUGUUUGGAGGAGGAAUGCUUCCUAUGACCCCAAGAACACCAUCCCCACCGUCAAACACGGAGGUGGAGACAUUAUGCUUUGGGGGUGUUUUUCUGCUAAGGGGACAGGACAACUUCACCACAUCAAAGGGACGAUGGACGGUGCCAUGUACCGUCAAAUCUUGGGUGAGAACCUCCUUCCCUCAGCCAGGGCAUUGAAAAUGGGUCGUGGAUAGGUAUUCCAACAGGACAAUGACCCAAAACACACGGCUAAGGCAACAAAUGAGUGGCUCAAGAAAAAGCAUAUUAAGGUCCUGGAGUGGCCUAGCCAGUCUCCAGACCUUAAUCCCAUAGAAAAUCUUUUGAGAGAGUUACCAAACAUCAGCCUCGAAACUUUAAUGACUUGGAGAAGAUCUGCCAAAAGGUGUGGGACAAAAUUGCUCCUGAGAUGUGUGCAAACCUGGUGGCCAACUACAAGAAACCUCUGACCUCUGUGAUUGCCAACAAGGGGUUUGCCACCAAGUACUAAGUCAUGUUUUGCAGACGGGUCAAAUACGUAUUUCCCUCAUUAAAAUGCAAAUCAGUUACCCAAAAAAUGUACAUGUGUUUUCUUGAUUUUUUUGUUGUUAUUCUGUCUCUCACUGUUCAAAUAAACCUAUCAUUAAAAUUAUAGACUGAUCAUUUCUUUGUCAGUGGGCAAAUGUACAAAAUCAUCAGGGAUCAAAUAUUUUUUCCCCCACUGUAUAUGCUAAAUAUACCACAAAAGAAGCCUAAUGCAAGCUACAUGUGUGGAGGAUCUUGUUUUUAAAGAAAAAGUGCAAUGUAUCUAAAUAUAGACUAAAAUAUGUGCUUCUACAGUGUAAUUUGUGAUGUGUAAAUAUCACCGGGAAAUAUGUAUACGUACUUAUGAAAUUGGGAAUGUUGGUGCUACAGUAUGCUUAAAUUAUAUUAUGGCAUUCAUCUUCCCACUGCAGAACAAUUUUGGAGCUCAAUGCAUUUUUUUGUUGUGCCAAUUUAGCCACUCUAACAAUUAAACAAGCAUGAAUGAAUAGAAAUGUUACUACUAAGUAUUCAUUGUUAUUGUGAGUUCAGAUGGUAAAGGGUUUUCUAUUCAGGUAUUUUUAAAUAAAAAGUGUAUGUUGUGGAGCACUCCUUAGUGGUAACUCUGUGUUGCCUCUGUUUAUUAGUUGAUUGUGAUUUUUUAUUUAUUUUGACAAGAGAAUUGUUUUUUUUACAUUGUAAGAUGAAUGCCUUCAUAGGCCUUUUUGACAUGAUGCCUUAUGCCGUUAUAGACACAAUUUUUGAAAGAUAAGUGAAAUGCCAAUUUUAUGAUGAUCAUAAAUCCAAAUAAAGUGCACAAUAUAAACAACAA
Molecule: messenger RNA, 4489 nt
Organism: Osmerus eperlanus (European smelt)
Lineage: Eukaryota; Metazoa; Chordata; Actinopteri; Osmeriformes; Osmeridae
Gene: cpne3
Product: copine III
Exons: 16
Coding region: 143-1759 (538 amino acids)
Biological process (GO): ERBB2 signaling pathway; cellular response to calcium ion
Cellular component (GO): plasma membrane
Molecular function (GO): receptor tyrosine kinase binding; calcium-dependent phospholipid binding
Source: RefSeq, a predicted model, not a curated record